CCGAGGUGAAGCCCUGACCACACCCGUCUGCACACGUUUAAGACAACAAGCUCAGAACUCAUCACAAUAUCAACAAGCUGCUGAGAAACUACUGGAUGUUCUGCCACAACAUCCUGGGAGCUGCACAAUUGAUGUCCUCUAUCCUGAUUUAAACAUCCCACAGUGUGUCCAACCAUCAGCACCUCAGAAGAAUGGACAAAGAAAAAAAGAUUAUUGUCUUUGGUCUGCUUUUGGCGGUUGUUUGCAGCCUUGUGUUCUGUGACAAGUGGACAGCCUCUGUAGAAGAACAAAUUGAUGCCGUGGUGUCCACUUGUGUUGUGGUGCCAUGUUCAUUCAGCCAUCCUGGAGGAGAGCUGCCUUCCUCCAGACUCAGAGGCAUCUGGCAUCGUAAAGGCGAUCAAAGCCAAAUUAUCUACCAUGACGAUCGAUCAAGAAUCUUGGACAGCUUUAAGGAACGAACAAAGAUGUUGGGAAGUCUGGGUCAGGGAAACUGUACCUUAGAAAUUAGGCCCGUUAACGAUCAUGACAAUGGCCCUUUCUGUUAUCGAAUUGAAUUGGUUGAAAAAGACAACAAUAAUCCCACUUCUGACAAGUUCUCCUUCACUCAUAAUUGUGUUAAACUCAAAAUGAUCAAUGAACCUCCAAAACCUGUCCUGACUCAUCCGGAGACAGCCACCCAGGGAAAACCUUACACGGCCAUGUGUUCGGUCCGUCAUACGUGCCAAUCACAGGCACCUAAACUCAUGUGGAGUCAGGGUACUGAAGAGGGGACCCUCACUGUCCAUCAGGACAUUCAUCAUGGAAUCUGGGAGGUGGAGUCUAUCCUGACAUUUAUUCCUGAGGAGGAACAUGACGGCACUGAUCUGACCUGCACAGCGACAUUCAGUGGAGGGCGGACAUCAUCCACCAGCAUAACGAUCAAUGUAAAACGUACGGUCAACUUUAAUCACAUCAUCAUUCCUGUAGCAGUGGCAACCAGUAUUAUUGUGAUCUUUGGACUUUUCUGCAUUGUCAUGGUGAAAAGAUACAAGAAUCGCAUUGCGGAGCUUCAAAAUCAGGAUGGCAGAAAACAGGCUAAUGACCGACCAGGACCACCACCCCGACCAGAGAAAAGGCGAUCCAUGUGGGACAGAUUGUCCAGGAGAAAUCCUCAGGGAAACAGGAGAACACCUCCAAGGCCAGAGGAACGAAGAUCAGAGGAAGAUCGUGUGGGGUGGAACACUGAGAGGAGGUCAUUCUGGAACCGAUUUUCAAGACGUCUGGAUGACCGCGCUAACUACAGCGUUGGUUAUUUAAGGACCUCUGACACUGUAGACUUUAACACCCACACCUCUAAACCACGAUGUCCGUCACCAAAGAAUCAGAAAAGGCGACCUGCUCCUCCAGCUCCUGAG
Messenger RNA from Austrofundulus limnaeus, 1394 nucleotides. RefSeq names its product myeloid cell surface antigen CD33. NCBI's taxonomy places the organism in Eukaryota, Metazoa, Chordata, Actinopteri, Cyprinodontiformes, Rivulidae. The transcript is spliced from 15 exons. The annotation marks the transcript as partial. The record is from RefSeq and is a predicted model, not a curated record.